UGAGUUGAAGUGGGAAGGAGGCGGUGUUCUGCUGAUCUGUUAAAUUCUUAGUGAAGUUUCCCUCAUUUCCAGUGGUGGCUGCUGUUUGAGUUUGGUUUAGAGCAGGGAUGAGGUUAUCCUGACAUUUCUGGGAUCACAUCUAGCAAAAAGGAAGAAGAAGAAAAAGAAAAGAUUGGGAAAAAAAGUGGGGCGAUAAAGAGCAGGCUAAAGAGGGCUUCUUUUCUCAACAUCGCAUUCCUGUGUUUUGCUUCAGCCUGGAAAAUAUAUUAAUCCCAGGGCUUUUUCUCUCUGGAAACAAAGGAGCUAAACUAGAGUGAGGAGGAAAGGAGUGAUUAGAAGGAUCAUGAAACUUUAAAAGAGAGAGAGAGAUUCAGAAACAGCUGAGAGUUCACUUUUAUUAGAUGAAAUGUGUCUCUCUGUGUGUGUGACUGAUACAGAAACAAGACAGACCUGCAGGUAAAUGGAGCAGCAAAGAUCACAAAGGAAAUUUCCUUUCGCUUCAUCCCACUUGUCAAGAAGGUGAAGAAAAACAAAAAAGUAAAAGCUCCACAGUGAACCGGACAUUCUCUGGAGUCUGUUUUGUUACAUAAAAACCAGUGAGCUGCAGCAAAACUCCAUGGCAUUGCUCUCCCUCUAAAGAAAGGGCUGGGAUACACGGAUCUUGAACAGAAACUUUCCUGAGAGGUGGAUCGCACAAUGAACCGGACACUCAUUCUGAGUUUAGCCAUGCUGUGGGCAACAUGGCUAGCGUGUGACUCUGAGAAGACCGUGAGGCUAGCAGACAGAGGGAGCCAUGGAAUUAGUUACUUGCCUCUUUCUCACAGGGCUAGCAAUGGAUCGCUGUCCUUCCUGAGAAGGUCGGAGGCAUCCCAGAGGAGUUGGACGCCUUCAAUGGGGAAUCUCCAACGUCCUGUUGCCAAGAGGGAUACUCCAGCAUCAAAAAAUGUACAACCUGACCUGCUGCGAGAUGAAGUGCCGGCCCAGGCCAGGAGAGUCAGGGCCAGAGUAAGGCAGACGCAGAGACACACCACUGCGGCCAAACAUCCACAGCCUGAGAUGAUCAAGGAUGAGGGGAAGUCUGCCGUGUCUCGGUCACGGAUUGUACGUUUCCCUUCAGGGUCCAGUUCUCCCAAUGUCCUGGCCAGCUUUGCCGGCAAGAACAGAGUCUGGGUCAUCUCUGCCCCUCAUGCCUCUGAAGGCUACUACCGGCUCAUGAUGAGCCUGCUUAAGAGCGAUGUCUACUGCGAACUGGCUGAGAGGCACAUCCAGCAGAUUGUGUUGUUCCAUGAGGAAGGGGAGGAAGGAGGGAAAGUCAGGAGGAUAACCAGCGAAGGGAAAAUCCUGGAGCAGCCUCUAGAUCCCAGCCUCAUCCCUAAGCUCAUGAGCUUUCUGAAACUGGAGAAGGGGAAAUUUGGCAUGGUGCUGCUGAAGAAGACCCUACAGGUGGAGGAAAGGUACCCUUACCCUGUAAGGCUAGAGGCCAUGUACGAAGUCAUCGACCAGAGCCCCAUCAGGAAAAUCGAGAAGAUGAGGCAAAAGGGUUUCAUCCAGAAAUGCAAAGCUGUCGGGGUGGAGGGGCAAGUGGUGGAGGAAAGUAACAAUGGUGGCAGCACCAGACCUACAUCAAGUGGUGGACAAGUCCAGCUGUCGGUAAGGAAGGAGGAGCCAAGGAGAAGCAAUGCUCAGCCAACAAGGAGCAAAACAGUGAGGAAACUAAUCACGACCACAGUGGCUCCUCCUCCCCCUACAACGAGGGGCAGCACCCUCCCUCCCACAACCACCACUACCCAGGCAACCACCCGCACAGUGAUGAUGCCGAGCAGACCUAUCACCACAGCCACACCCCUUCCGACCACUCAGAGAACUUGGAUCACAAAGUCACACACCACUUCUGACUAUGAUAGGCUGCCCACAGCGCCCGAGGCAACUGCCCCACGGGGAACAGCCACUGAUGAUUUCUACUCCCCUGUGUGGAAGGAGAACCGCAGAGACAGGCAGCAUGGUCACCCGGAGAGACACCCAGUAGCCACCCGGAGACCUGGCAAAGUUGCCAGCUACGACAGCUACACAGAGGCUCCCCCGGCCGCCUCAGAGCACUACACGAGGGCAAACGCAGGUAGAUUUAGAGACAACCGUACAGAUCGGAAAGACUAUAUACCCCGGGAUCCCAGUGUCACACCAGGCCAACACAAACCAGCCAAAGCCAAGCCACCUAAAAAGAGAACCCAGGAAAAGAUCCUGAGCAAUGAAUACGAGGAUAAAUAUGACCCAAGCAGGCCUGCUGUCCCCCACUUGGAGCAAGAGAUCGCAGGAGGGAAUGUCCCGCCGAAGAAAGGGAAAGAGCCAAAGAAGCACGACCGACCAGACAAGCCUGAGAAGAAGAAGAAGAAGGAAAGACCCGAUAAGCUGCAGAAGAGCGAGAAGCAGGCCAAGAAGGACAAAGCUGAGAAGAAGACCAAGCAGGACAAAGACCGCAGCAAGAAGAACAAGAAGGGGAGCAGGACUGAGAACGAGGGCCACCUGAAGCCAAACACAAAGCCUUUCGUUCAGCCCUCCAGGAAAUCGGUGACAAACCUCCUGGAUUUUUUUGAAGGCAAACGGCGACUCAUUCUGAUCACGACCCCCACGGCCGACACCACCAUGUACGUGCAACAGCGAGACGAAUACCUGGAGAGUUUCUGCAAGAUGGCCACAAGGAAAAUCUCAGUCAUCACAAUUUUCGGACUGAACAACAGCAGCAUGAAGAUUGACCACUUUCAACUAGAUAAUGAGAAGCCCAUGAAGGUGGUAGAGGAUGAUGACCUAGUGGACCAGCACCUCAUCAAUGAGCUGAGGAAAGAAUACGGGAUGACCUACAAUGACUUCUUCAUGGUGCUGACGGAUAUUGACAUGAGGGUCAAGCAAUAUUAUGAAGUGCCCAUUGCAAUGAAGUCAAUAUUUGAUUUCGUUGACACCUUCCAGUCACGAAUCAAAGAUAUGGAAAAGCAGAAGAGGGAAGGUAUUGUCUGCAAAGAUGACAAGAAACAGUCCCUGGAAAACUUCUUAUCCAGAUUCCGAUGGAGGAGGAGGCUGCUGGUGAUCUCUGCUCCCAACGACGAGGACUGGGCCUAUUCCCAGCAGCUUUCUGCCCUCAGUGGACAGGCCUGUAAUUUUGGGCUGCGCCACAUAACUAUCCUCAAGCUGCUAGGACUCGGGGAAGAGAUCGGUGGUGUCUUAGAACUGUAUCCCAUCAAUGGAAGCUCCAAUGUGGAGCGAGAAGAUGUCCCUGCUAACCUGGUGAAAGACAUCCGCAAUUAUUUCCAAAUCAGCCCUGAAUAUUUCUCCAUGCUUCUGGUUGGGAAAGAUGGAAACGUCAAAUCCUGGUACCCUUCCCCAAUGUGGUCCAUGGUGAUCGUGUAUGAUUUGAUCGAUUCCAUGCAGCUUCGGCGACAGGAAAUGGCAAUUCAGCAAUCACUUGGCAUGCGAUGCCCAGAAGAUGAGUAUGGUGGGUAUGGUUACCAUAGCUAUCACCAGGGAUACCAGGAAGGUUACCAAGAUGACUACCGUCACCAUGAAAGUUACCACCAUGGAUACCCGUACUAAAAAGAGCAACUUAACCUUUGACUGCUGUCUCUUGCCUGCAUCCUAAUAGCUGUUCAAACCGCAAGUGGCCAGACAUGGAAAUUCUUCUCAAGCCACCUAAAUGCCCAUGCCUCUUUCUUUCAGUAUUCAGUCAAGGGCCUAAAUAAACAUUGUAUUUGCCGUUUUGAAAAUCCACAAGCCUUUAAGUGAAAUAUUUCAAACCAGUAGCACUGAUGCUUUUAAGCAGUAAAGACUCCUUUAUAUUUUUUAACCCCUGUAAUCAGAGGGCAUCACCAGUUGCAGUUUGUUUGCAUUAAACAAAAAACAAAAUCUUUCCCCCGCCCUUUCAGCCACGGACCUCAUACUGUAGCCAGGACACAAACUGUACAAUAGACAUUGUAACACUUUAUAUAUUUUUUUCCAAGGAGAAAAACAAAGCAUAUUUAUUGGAAAGUGAGAAUUUUGUGUCAUGCUGAUGAACAGACACAGAGGAUCACACCACAGGACUUUCCCGAGAAAGGAGAUUUUAGGAAAGAAGUGUGAGGCAGGUUUGCUUUUAUAAUAUUUUUUUUAAAAACCCUUUUGAAAUGCCUUGUCUAAAAAGACUGCAUCUCUUUUAUAACAGAUCAGCUUUGUACUUAGCUGAGUUUCAUCCAUAACCUACCAAAAUGUAACCUUAAGGGUUGCUAAAGGAUUUGAUACAAUACAGCAGAAAAAGCUCUGAACAAGAAAUCUUGCUGCAUGUCACUAUUUCUUUAGCUGGGGUUCUUGCUCCAUGAGAUAAUUAAAUCCAUCCUAGCUACAGCUCUGCUUAAGCCAGAGCUGUAAGCUAGCAGGGUUCGAAUUCUAGGUGGUUGAAAAAAAUUGAAUUUUGGCAGAAAAGGAAGAAAUUUCUCAAAAAUAUUUGUGAACAUUUUUACUUGCUUUUCAACCAGCAAUUUCUUACAACAUUUUGGUGAAAAUUCCAUCUCCGGAGCCAGUUAGAUAUUUUUACAAAAAUUUUCAUCUUUCAAAUUCCUUCUCCACCCUCCCGCACCCCUCCCAAAAGGACAAUUAUUUUUUACAAAAAUGUUUAUGAAAAUGUGGACCUGCUUAUUCAGCUAGCUCUGCUUCUGCUAUGGUUUCUGUAACUAGCAUGCUCACUGGGUUUUUUUUUUUUUUUGAGACCUGUACUAGUCACACUAUGCCAUAGGCAAUAACUCCUGGGUACCAAUCUUCUAUCCUAUUGUUUUGUAACAUACAGUCUAAAAAUAUGAACUCCACCUACGGUGACCAGAUGUCCCGAUUUUAUAGGGACAGUCCUGAUUUGGGGGAUUUUUUCUUAUAUAGGCUCCUAUGACCCCCCACCCCCGUCCCAAUUUUUUACCCUUGCUGCCUGGUCACCCUAACUCCACCCUAGUCAAGGAAACUGUGUUAGAAUAUAGGGGCUUGGAAAAAUUAAUUCCUAGAGAGCUCUAACCAACUCCCAUUCAAAUCAAUGGGAAGGAGUCUAUCUACUCUUUUAAUGAGAGUUGAAUCAGGCCUUUAACCCUUAAGGGCCCUACAGCAAGAUUCAGGAAUAUCCCAAUGAGAAGGCCUCAUGCAAGAUGUAUCUGAUUUAGUGGCUGCAUAGCGGUCACUGCCAUGAUGGAAGGCACAUCUAGGUGACCUUUAAUCCUCACUGAUUAUACAGAAACUGGAUAUCGUGAUACACAUCCCACCCAUUACCCUUAGGGAUACAUUUGGAAAAGGAUUCUUAUCAGUGGUCAGAGCCACAAGGUAGAAACAAGUGGGAGCCAAAGUACAACCCACAGUGUAACAUUAAGCAAGUAGUUGGAAAUCUUUGUCUCCCCAGAUGAGAACAAACUUUGGUAAAACAAGGGCUUCACUGAAAACCAGGUGUUUUCCUUAGAAACCAUCUCAAAAAGUCCAGCCUUGUAUGCUAGUUCUGGAUAGGGUGACCAGAUGUCCCAAUUUUAUAGCGACAGUCCUGAUAUUCGGGGCUUUUUCUUAUAAAGGUGCCUAUUACCUCCCAGCCCCUGUACCGAUUUUUCACACUUGCUAUCUGGUCACCCCAGUUCUGGGUCAUCCUGAUAAGCACAGGAAGAGUGAAACAUUGCCAGAAAGCCCAACUGGCUUCUGAAGCAGGCUUCCCUCAGCACCAGCAUUCCCAGCCACCUUCUGGAGCAGGCUUUCCUCAGUGCCAUGAGGCCUAGUCAUCAUGGGGCUAGUUUGACACUCACAUCCAGAUCCUCAAAGGUCUGUAGGUGCUUAAUCCUGUUCAAAUCAAUGGGAGUUAAAGAUAUUUAGGCACCUGAGGAUCUGGGUCUCACUGUCUAGGUAGGGAAUGGUAAUUGGGGCUUGCUGGUGAAGAGUGGCCCUGGAAGGAGCCAUCUUGAAAAGACUGUUUACUUUGUAACUUCUAUCUUUCAAGUUUGCUAUUGCCUGCAGCAAUUCAGCAGCUGAAGUGGAGGGGGAAAAGAUUUUUUU
Messenger RNA from Chrysemys picta bellii (western painted turtle), 6030 nucleotides. Lineage: Eukaryota; Metazoa; Chordata; Testudines; Emydidae. The record is from RefSeq and is a predicted model, not a curated record.